GCUCAACAGCUUGUUGUUCGUGGAUCGGACUCGAGAGGAAGCAGCCGCGGCCGCGACCUGAUCCGUGUCGAGCUGGACUCAAGCCGUGAAGAUGAAGGCAGCAGACGAGCCUGCUCACCUGCCGGUGGGGACGGACGUCAGUGCCAAGUACAGAGGAGCCUUCUGCGAGGCCAAGAUCAAGACUGUGAAGCGCAUGGUGAAGGUCAAGGUGACUCUGAAAGGAGACAGCACGUCCCAGGUGGUGCAGGACGACCAGGUGAAAGGAGCUCUGAGGGUGGGCUCCACUGUGGAGGUGAAGACCAACGAGGGUCUCUCCAGCGAGGCCGUCAUCAGUAAACUGACCGACGCCAGUCUCUACACCGUGGUGUUCGAUGACGGAGACGAGAAGACGCUGCGUCGCACGUCCCUGUGCCUGAAGGGAGAGAGACACUUUGCAGAGAGCGAGACCUUGGACCAGCUGCCUCUAACGAACCCGGAGCACUUCGGGACGCCGGUCAUCAACAAGAAGUCCAACCGGGGGGGGCGGCGCUCGUCCCAAGCUGUUGCUGAUGAGGAGAAUGAGCCUUCGUCCAGUGAGGAAGAGGAGGAUGACAGGAGGAGGCUGAACGAUGAGCUGCUGGGGAAAGUCUGCAGCAUCGAGAACGAGGAGGAGGAGCCAAGCAGCUGGUACCUGGCGAUGGUGGUGUCUCCGAGCUGUAACGAUGAGCUGGUGGUGAAGAAGGAUCAGUGUCUGGUCCGAUCGUUCGAUGACUCCAAGUUCCACACGGUUGCUAGGAGACACGUCCACCCAGUCAACUCCAUCAGCAUCGCCAAGUCUGAGUUGUCCAACAGGAGAGGUCUAGAAGCAGCCCAGAUGUUCUCGAGGAGUGGGGAGGUUCCAGAUGCGUGGAAGAUGGACAUGAGUCAGAUCCUGGACUCGUCCUCCAGUGACGAUGAGGAUGAAGAAGAGGAGAAGGAGAGCGAGGAGGACAACGACGAAGCUGAGAAGAAAAAGAAGAAGCACAUCAAAGAGGAGCCGGAGGAGGAGCCCGACCCGGAGGAGAGGGACCACUUCCUGCAGCAGCUCUACAAGUUCAUGGAGGACAGAGGAACUCCCAUCAACAAACCUCCUGUGUUGGGCUACAAGGACCUGAACCUCUUCAAGCUCUUCAGACUGGUCUUUCACCUGGGAGGCUGCCACAAGAUUGAGUCGGGGACGGUGUGGAAGCAGGUCUACAUGGAUCUGGGGAUCCCCAUCCUGAACUCUGCUGCCUCCUACAACGUCAAGACGGCCUACAGGAAGUACCUGUACGGCUUCGAGGAGUACUGCCGCUCCGCCUCCAUCACCUUCAGGACCAUCCACCACAACAACCCCCGCCCCCCCACCACACCAGCCAACCAGACGGCAGCAGGGGCGGAGCCCACAGAGCCCCCUACGCAACAGGUGAAGGCGGAGCCUGUUGAGGACAAGGGGGAGGAGGCGGAGUCUGACAGUGCGAGCGAGAAGGAGGAGCUGAAGGAGCCUCAGUCGUCACCGCGGGGGAGGAGGAGGUGUGUGGGCCCGCCGCUGAAGGCAGAGACCGAGUCCUCCUCCAGGCCGGAGAGGAGAGGAGAGACCAGCGAGGAGCAGAGGGAGGUGAGGAGACGCAGCCACAGGAGAAUGGACGACUUCGAGAAAGGCUCUGAGGACGAGGAUGAGGACGAUGAAGAUGAAGAUGAGGAUGAGCUGGAGAGGAGGAGAGGAGCCAGGAGUGAGGAUGAUGAGGAUGGAGACUCUGUGACGGGGACGAAGGUCAGGGUGAAGUACGGCCGAGGGAAAACUCAGAAGAUCUACGAAGCUCACAUCAAGAAGACGGACCUGGACAACGGAGAGCAGUUCUACCUGGUCCACUACUACGGCUGGAACGUCAGGUACGACGAGUGGGUGAAGGCUGAGAGGAUCAUCUGGCCCGUGGAGAAAGGAACGAAGAAGAGACAGAGGAAGAAGGUGAAGAACAAAGACGAGCUGGAGAAAGAUGAAGAGAAGUCCGGGGCGAGGCCGCCGGGGGCGAAGCGAGGUCGUCCUCAGAUGAGAUCCACGCCACCGGGCUCCGCCGGGCGCAGCGGCUCCAAGACGCCAAGCAGCGAGGGGCGGGCCAACGGGAAGAGCAGCAGGACGGAGAGCAGCUUGGCCAACGGAGACAGCACGCCGCGCAGGAGAACCAGGAGAACGUCGGGCAUGUCGGACUCGGACCGAGCGUCCAUCGAGGAUUCUGGGAACUCUUCAGACGACAGCGAAUCAGAAGACCCGCCUGAUAAACCGCCAUCGCCUUGGCGAGGGAGAACUGAAGGGCCGCCCUGCCAGGAGGAGGAGGAGCAACAGGAAGAGGAGGAGGAGGAAACGAGUGAGGUCACUAACAUCUCAAUGCCGACUUAUGACGAUGACACCGUUACCAUGGAAACAGGAAGUCCUUCCCCUGCCGCGGCCGCAGCGUGUCCCAGCAUGCCGGGGAAAGAGCUGAGCCAAUCAGAGGAGGAGGAGGAGGCGGUAGCAGUAGUGCAGGGGGAGGAGCCUGCCGUGCAGGGGGAGGAGCCUCCAGCUGAAGUCACCAUGUUGCCAGUUGCCCUGGACAACGAGAGCAAAACGUUGUUGGUGCAGAAAACAUCUCCUGGACAGGAAGUGGUCAUCAAGUCCUCUCCCGACAGGAUGUCACCCCCCCCUCACAGGAACCAGACGCCUCCUGAGAAGCAGCUGUCCCCCCCGCCUGCUGCAGAGGGGGGGGGCAGGACUCCUCUGUCCUCCCCCAGGGUCAAAGGCCGGCGGCCCAACCUCAGAGAGACAGGCUCUGAAACUCCUCCCACAAUCCCCCUCUGCACUCCAGGCCCCGCCCACACGGCCGCGCUCGCUUCUCCUCCUCGCAGCGUCCUGAAGAGACAGGACGAGCCCAUGGUGGUCCUCCACUGUCUCCCCCCGGCGUCCCCCCCCAUGGACUCGGACACUGACUCUGCCACCGAGGAGGAGGAGGAGCAGGAGGCGGAGCAGGAGGAGGAGCAAGCUUCACCUCAGGAAACCAGCAGCGUGGCGCUUAAACGUAAAGCAGCCGAGAAGAAGCUCCACCCAGACAGGAAGCAGGAAGAGGCCGCCUCCCCCAAAGGCCCCGGCCCCGCCCCCGAGUUGGCGUCCGCCUCCUCCUCGCCGCUCCGCCCAGAGAGGAGGAGUGAGGGGGGGGUGAAAGCAGAGGACUCGCCGUGUCCCAGAGAGGAGACACAGAAGGAGGAAGAGAUGCAUGCUGGGACACCCCCCCCUGCCCCAGAGGCUCUGGGCCCCCCCCCCGCUGAGGAGCUGGAGAUCGGACCCGAGGCGCUGGUCUGCCACGAGGUCGACCUCGAUGACCCCGAGGACAAGGAGAAGCCCGCCUCCUCCGCAGAGCACCUCCUCCUGAUGAUGAGGGAGCCGCAACAAGCUCCGCCCCCGCUGUCUCACCUCCACCAAGUCCCCCACCCCACCCCCCACCCGCCUCACCUCCCCCAGCCCUUCCUCCCGGCCGCCGCUCCCAGCUCCGCCCCCUCCUCGGAGGAACUGCGCCCGACCAGGAGCGCCACGGAGGACGAUGGGGCGGGAGUGGGGGGGGAGCAGGAGGGCAGCUCCAGUCCCGGGUUCGACGGCAGUAGCUCCUCCUCCACCUCGCUGCUGUCGCUGCAGGAGCACAAGGACCGAGGUCAGAAGAGGGCGAUGGACUGUAACUCCUCCCCCUCGGCCAAGAAACAGAAACGCAACCAGAAGCGACCGAACACGCCCGGGAAGGCGGAGAAGAACGGAGCAGGCCACAGCAGCGACAGCGAGGACCAGGCGUCUCAGAAGACUCGCUGUCCGUCUCCGUCUCAUCACAGCAAAGACAAACCCGGCUUCCCGUCCUCCAGGUCCUACAAGUGGACGCUGCAGCUCGACGAGCUGGACAACAUGUCGAGCACAGAGAGGAUCUCCUUCCUGCAGGACAAGCUGCAGGAGAUCCGAAAGUACUACAUGACCUUGAAGUCCGAGGUCGCCUCCAUCGACAGACGCAGGAAGAGGCUAAAAAAGAAGGAGAGAGAAGUGUCGAACACGACGCCGUCGACCUCCUCGGGUUCCUCCGACACGGGCAUGAGUCCGUCCUCGGCCUCGCCCACUCAGAACACCGUCGCUGUGGAGUGCAGGUGAUGACACGCCCACUCAAGCUCCACCCACCCACCGUAUUCCCGUUUCCCUCGUCCCCGCCGACUGCAGCCACAGACUCCGCCCACUCUGCCAGCAGAGGACGUGAUGUGGAAAUGAGGUUUAUAACCUCCAGGCGAGAGCUCAUCGACUGCAGCGGUGGCUGAUGGGAACGCCAUCACUCCUUCAAAUAUGGUGGUGUGUGGGGGAGGGGCUUCUCCAAUUUGACUAAGCCCCACCCCCUCACCUAUGGACUUCCUGUUCAGAGACAAAUGCAACAGAAAAAUCAGCUCGUCGUCUGUUAAGCCGCCACAGAGCACUUCUCCUUCUUCCUUCCUUCCUACCUUCCUUCCUUCCUCCCUUCCUUCCUCCCUUCCUUCCUCCCUCAGUACCUCAGCUCAGCGUCUCUGACUUUCAGAAUAAUGUGCCUGUUUUUUUUGGGGGGG
This is a messenger RNA of Limanda limanda (common dab), 4596 nucleotides long. RefSeq names its product AT-rich interactive domain 4A (gene arid4a). Bases 92 to 4156 code for a protein of 1354 amino acids. Gene Ontology annotation, biological process: regulation of transcription by RNA polymerase II. The transcript is spliced from 25 exons. NCBI's taxonomy places the organism in Eukaryota, Metazoa, Chordata, Actinopteri, Pleuronectiformes, Pleuronectidae. The record is from RefSeq and is a predicted model, not a curated record. Gene Ontology annotation, molecular function: transcription cis-regulatory region binding. Gene Ontology annotation, cellular component: nucleus.